Ostreococcus lucimarinus CCE9901 is the source of this 1455-nucleotide messenger RNA. It is a transcript of the gene TyrS, whose product is annotated as Tyrosyl-tRNA synthetase, probable. Gene Ontology annotation, cellular component: cytosol; mitochondrion; chloroplast stroma. The transcript has a single exon. The coding region runs from base 1 to 1455 and encodes 484 amino acids. NCBI's taxonomy places the organism in Eukaryota, Viridiplantae, Chlorophyta, Mamiellophyceae, Mamiellales, Bathycoccaceae. Gene Ontology annotation, molecular function: RNA binding; ATP binding; tyrosine-tRNA ligase activity. Gene Ontology annotation, biological process: tyrosyl-tRNA aminoacylation. The record is from RefSeq and is a predicted model, not a curated record.
AUGGCUCUUUCGAAUAUUUAUAGAGGCUCGGGCAUGCUUCGCGCGGUAUUUGCUCGCUCAGCGUUCUCGACGCACCGCACUUGCUCUGCUCAACGAAGACUUACGACUCAAGCGAAUGACCGCGGUCACGGAGCUACUUCGCUGCCGAAUUCACGAUUGAGGGCGUUUGCGGACGAUGAAAGGUACGAAUCGAGUGUUUAUGGCGAACUCCACGCACGUGGCCUCGUCGAGGCGUGCACGAAUGAGUCAGUGUUGGAGGGGAGUUCUUUACGAGUUUACUGUGGUUUUGACCCCACUGCGGAUUCCUUGCACAUUGGCAAUUUGCUAGGUAUAGUCGUACUAUCCUGGUUUGAGAAGUACGGACACACACCAGUCGCUCUGAUUGGCGGGGCGACAGGUAGAGUGGGCGAUCCUUCUGGAAAGUCUUCGGAGCGACCUAUACUGGACGAAACUACAAUAGCUGUGAACGCUGAGGCUAUUUCCAACACGAUCCAAAAGAUAUUGACAGAUAAUUCCACUGAUACGUCGCUAAUAGUCGUCAAUAACGUCGAUUGGUAUGCUGACAUGAGUUUCUUGGACUUCUUGCGGGACGUUGGGAAGUAUUCACGCCUGGGGACCAUGCUUGCAAAAGAUAGUGUCAAGUCUCGACUUUCAAGUGAAAGUGGUAUAAGCUUUACCGAGUUUGCAUAUCAGCUUUUGCAAGGUUAUGAUUUCGUUCAUCUUCUCCGAUCACAACAAGUGUCUGUGCAAGUCGGUGGGAGUGACCAGUGGGGGAAUAUCACCGCUGGGACCGACCUUAUACGCAGACUUGAACCUUCUGCUGACGUAUCUGGGCUUACCUUUCCACUUCUACUAAAGUCAGAUGGCACAAAAUUUGGAAAAUCUGAGCAAGGCGCGAUUUGGCUUUCUACUUCGAGAUUGUCACCUUACAAGUUCUAUCAAUAUUUCCUGAACGUAGAUGACGCUGACGUCAUUCGACUCCUGAAGAUGCUGACGUUUGUACCGUUGGCUGAAGUUUUAGAGUAUGAACGUCACAUGAGUCAGCCUAGCUACAUAGUAAACACUGUCCAAAGGCGUCUCGCUGAGGAAGUAACGCGAUUUGUUCACGGAGUGCAAGGGUUGGAAGAAGCGCAGGCUGCUACCUCUGUGCUGAAACCAGGGGCGGACACUGAUUUAGAUGUGACCGCGUUGACUGCUCUCGAAGGUAUCGUACCGAGCGCAACACUCCCUAUGCAACAGGUGUUAGGCAUCAGUCUAGUCCAACUGGCUGUUGACGUAGGAUUACAGCCAAGCAAAGGCGCCACCAAGCGGUUGAUUCAAGGUGGAGGUUUGCGACUUAACAACAUCAAAGUCUUGUCAGAUGAAGCUACCGUGAGCAUGGCAGACAUUGUCGACGGUAGGCUACUACUGCUUGCCGCUGGAAAAAAAAACAAGUUAUUGAUAUCGGUCACUUGA